AUGGAGACGAGCAGUAAAGCUCGAAUGAGUAGCGGCGAAAUAAGCAUGGCGGAAAACCUGCAAAAACAGAGUGAUUUCAUCAUACACGUCCAUGGAGAUGACAAGGUUUCAAAAUCCCCAAUCUCAGAUACUCAAAAUCCCCAAAAUUUCCAGCGUUUAGCUGAUUCGCCUCCUAAAAUAUCCAAUCCGUCGACGCCCACGGCCGCAAAAUCACCUGAAAUUGCACGGAUUGGCCCAAGCUCCAACAAACCCCCCAAAAUCCCCAAAUCCGAAACCCUAACUCGGAGAAAAUCGUUCUCGAGGUCGGUUUACUCAAAGCCCAAGUCCAGAUUCGGCGAACAGUCUGUACCAAUCGAUGGCAGGCUGCCCGAAGAAAAUCGGCUGUCGGCUGAGGGGAAUGUGAUGUCCAGCCGGAGCUCGCCACGUGGUGAAUCAAACAGGGCUAUGCCCGUAACCCCCAAAACGCCAUUGAUAACCAUCGGAGGAGUUGAUGAGGAUGAGGAAAUAUAUAAAAAGGUUAGCAGCAGAAAGAAACUCAAAUACAGAAAAGUGAAAGCUAAGGUUCUGAUCGAGUGGUUGCUGUUCUUGUGUAUUCUCGGCUGUUUGAUAGCGGCAUCGACUGUUGACAGGUUGCAGAAGCUAACGGCUUGGGGUUUGCAGCUCUGGAAAUGGUGCUUGCUCGUUUUGGUCACAUUUAGUGGCUUGCUUGUUUCUGAGUGGCUGAUCAGUUUGGUUGUCUUGUUGAUUGAGCUGAACUUUCUGCUGAAGAAGAAAGUGCUGUAUUUCGUGUACGGACUGAAAGAUAGCGUACGAGCCUUUAUUUGGUUUGCACUGGUACUUAUUACCUGGGUUUUGCUGUUCCAAGAAAGGGUAAAAAGGUCACACCGGGCGAACCAAAUUUUGGACUUCAUAACCUGGACGCUUGUUUCAAUGCUUGUUGGUGCCUUCUUAUGGCUGUUGAAGACAUUGCUGCUGAAAAUUCUAGCGUCCUCUUUUCACGUGAACACUUUCUUUGACCGGAUUCAGGAGUCAAUUUUCCACCAGUACAUAUUGUUUACGCUUUCGGGACCUCCGGUUAUGGAGUCAGCUCAAAUGCUGGGGAAAACGAGCAGUAACGUGAGUCAGUUUAGCUUCCGCGUGAAGAAGAAGGAUAAAGAGGGAAAAGAAAAGAAGGAGAAAGAUGUGAUUGAUAUGAACAAGCUUCACCGGAUGAAGCAUGAGAAGGUUUCUGCGUGGACUAUGAAGAUGUUGGUUGAUGUGAUAUCUAAUUCGGGCCUCACCACGCUUUCGAAUGCGAUUGAUGAGAGUGCUUAUUAUGGAGGUAAUGAGCAAACGGAUAAGGAGAUCACUAAUGAGGAGGAGGCAAUUGCUGCUGCAUAUCACAUUUUCAGAAAUGUGGCCCAGCCUGGUUGCACGUACCUUGAUGAAUAUGACUUCAGGAGGUUCAUGAUUAAAGAAGAGGUCGAUUAUGUAUUUCCUAUGAUUGAUGCUGCUGAGACUGGACAGAUUGACAGGAAAGCUUUAACGGAGUGGGUGGUGAAGGUUUAUAACGGCCGCAAGGCACUAGCUCAUGCACUGAACGACACCAAAACAGCCGUAAAGCAACUGAACAAACUUGUUACGGUACUAUUGAUCAUCAUUAUUGUAGUCGUGUGGCUUCUCUUAACGGGAAUAGCAACAACCAAAGUGCUCGUGUUCCUCUCGUCACAGCUCGUUUUAGCUGUUUUUAUGUUUGGGAACACUUGCAAGACUAUCUUUGAAGCUAUUAUCUUUGUAUUCGUAAUGCACCCAUUUGAUGUCGGUGAUCGUUGUGUGGUUGAUGGCAUUCAGAUGAUUGUGGAGGAGAUGAAUAUCCUGACUACUGUCUUUUUGAGAUAUGAUAAUGAGAAAAUCUUUUACCCGAAUUCGGUUUUGGCGACGAAACCAAUAAGCAAUUUCUACAGAAGCCCGGAUAUGGGUGAUUCGCUUGAGUUCGGCAUUGAUUUCAGGACGCCACUGGAGAAAAUCGGGGCUUUGAAGGAGAAAAUUAAAAGGCAACUAUUCACUUUUCUUUCCCUCUUUAUUACCACAAGAAGAAAAAAGAAAAUAGUUGUCAGGGAGUACUUGGAGAAAAAUCCGCAGCAUUGGCACCCUAAUCACAAUGUGGUUGUGAAGGAGAUCGAGAACGUGAACAAGAUUAAGAUGGCUCUCUUUUUCAACCACACAAUGAACUUUCAGGACUUUGCCGAGAAGAACAGGCGCAAAACCGAACUAGUCCUGGAGAUGAAAAAGAUUUUUGAAGAGCUUAAUAUAAAAUACGAUCUUCUUCCUCAGGAAGUCCGUCUUGUCGAUUCAAAAAUGGCAGCAGGUACCCACAAAUGA
Striga hermonthica is the source of this 2361-nucleotide messenger RNA. Lineage: Eukaryota; Viridiplantae; Streptophyta; Magnoliopsida; Lamiales; Orobanchaceae. The record is from the annotation of a GenBank genome assembly.